CCAUUUGCAUAUACGCGCUAUUUUUUUAAAUUAUGAGAUGUAAAGUGACGUUGUAUAUAUUGUGGUACUCUACAGCUCCAUGAACUUUUUCAAAAGAACACAUUCCAUUUGGACGUAACAAUGAUGACGUCAAACGACGUAUUGUACGGCGUCAGGAAUGCGAUAGGAUGCAAGAAUUUCUCAAUAUAUGAUUUAAGGACUAUAUAAAAUAUGUAACGCUAAUGUAUAUAAUAUAUGAAUUUUUAACAACAUAAGUCUUAAAGAAGGCAAUGUUUACGUGGUUACGUAGUAAAUUUGAGGACAUGGAAACGAUAUAGAAAACAUAGGAGGAAAAUCGUGUUUCUUAUUACAUUACAGAUGGCGGUGGCGUCAGUCAUCCAUUAGUCGUCGGACAGUACGCUUGUGCUGUGUAAAAUUUGCGUGGGUAUUUAGUGAAAUAAACGUAGAACUUGGUAUAAAUUCACUUUUCCUGUGUAAAAUUCCGGCUGAAUAUUAUUUAUCUAUACUCCUUCAAUAUAUUGUUAUUUCUGCCACUAUCCCAUCAUGAUGAUGACAACUAAAAGAUUGUAGGGUGGUAGGUCAAAGAGCCAUACAGCUUCCAUUCUUGCUACUCUGGCCCAAUCUGUAAGGAUGAGAGUAGUUGCACUCAUUAGUGGUGGAAAAGAUAGUUGUUACAACAUGGUCCAGUGUGUUGCUGCUGGUCAUGAAAUUGCAGCCUUGGCAAAUCUUCGACCAGAUAAUAAAGCAGAUGAAUUAGACAGCUAUAUGUACCAGACAGUCGGCCAUCAAGGGGUUGAACUAUAUGCAGAAGCGAUGGGUUUGCCAUUAUUUAGACAGCCAACUCAAGGUGUUGCUUUACUUCAAGACCAAGUUUACACUCCUACACCAGAAGAUGAAGUUGAAGAUUUGUUUCAGCUGCUCAAGAAAGUUAAAGAUGAAAUCGAUGUGGAUGCUGUGGCCGUUGGAGCCAUUUUAUCCGAUUAUCAACGAAUCAGGGUUGAAAAUGUGUGUGCUCGUCUUGGCCUUGUUGCCCUGGCCUAUUUAUGGCGCCGAGACCAAGAGGAAUUACUUCAAGAAAUGAUAGACUGUCAUAUUGAGGCAGUUGUCAUAAAAGUUGCAGCAUUGGGACUUGAUCCUUCAAAGCAUCUUGGGAUGACAAUAGCUGAUCUUCAGCCUCAUAUUGUGAAGCUGAAAGAAAAAUACGGAUUAAAUAUAUGUGGCGAAGGUGGAGAGUAUGAAACAUUUACUCUCGAUUGUCCAUUGUUUAUCAAGACUAUUGUCAUAGAUGAAUAUGAGACAGUGAUCCAUUCUAAUGAUGCUAUUGCUCCAGUGGGUUAUCUGAACUUCAAAGGUCUUCGACUUCUUGAGAAAGAGAAUGUAAAUCCUCUGAGCAGCAUGUCAGAACGGAUCUGCAACAUCCCUGUCAAAACUUGGCUUGAUCUUAUCAGUGAUCUUAAUGAAUGUGUAACUGAAGGCAAACUAGUGGAUCAUGGGGAAAUGGAUGAGGAUUCAGUGGAGGAACCUCUACCUCCAUUUAAUCCGAGCAGUCCUCCUCAUACACCAGAAAAUCAUUCCUAUUUGUUGGAAGAAUCAUGUCUAGAAGCAGGACUUGCAACUCAAGUAGCAUGGGAAGACACUCCACUACCAGCUGUCACAACAUCAAAAUGUAAUGAAUCAGGAUGGUGCUGGAUUGGUGGUGUGAUUGGUGAAGGAGAAGACUGUGUUUUAGCAACAAGGCAAGCGCUUCGCAAACUUAAUACCAUUGUAACAAACCAACUGUUAACAAUUGGAGACUUAGUGGCAGUAUCAUUAUAUGUUCGUGACAUGCGUCAUUACACUGCCAUAAACUCAGAGUACCUGAAACUUUUUCGUGGGAGCAAUCCACCUGUUCGGAUCUGUGUGGAGGCACCUUUGCCUCCUAGCACACCUAUUUUGCUGGAAGUUCUAGGCUAUCGAACAGCUCCCCAACAAGGUGACGACCAGAGCAUCCCAAGUUGUACAAGACGUACUAUGCAUGUUCAGGGUGUGUCUCAUUGGGCCCCAGCAAACAUUGGACCUUAUAGCCAAGCAGUGAGGGUUGGAGACAUAAUAUAUGUGGCUGGCCAAAUUGCUUUGGUUCCUGGGACAAUGCAGUUGGUGGAAGGAGGAGUUAGGAAGCAGUGUCGGUUGGCCUUGCGCCAUGUUGGCAGAAUUAUAAAGGCCAUGGAUCCAAAUACCCAACUCAGGGAUGUUGUACAGGGAAUCUGCUAUGUAACUCAUCCAUCAUAUAUCCCAGAAGCUUGUCGUGAAUGGGAGAAAAGAACCAACAAUGCCAUUGUUGAUUAUGUAGUAGUUCCUCAACUGCCUCGUGGUGCAUUGUUGGAGUGGCAUAUCUGGGCCCAUCGGCAUAACAACAUGUUUGAAUAUGAAGAGACAGGACGCUGUGUAAGUGGCUUCAGGGUAUCUAUUCGUAGGCGUUGGAAUUACGAGAAUAAUGUUUCUGCCAUAGUCUGUUAUGUAUCAGCAGCUGCCUCUAAUUCAAGUGUGGUUCUGACUGAGGAAUGGAAAGAAGACUUCUCACCCAACCAACUGAGUGAUGAGAACUUGUCAGAAAUUCUAUGCUACGCUUUGUCCAAACUUCUCCAUGAUGUAGAAUCUACCACUGUGUGCAGUUUGCGCAUCUUCUGCAAGGUUGGGACAGCACCUGCACCAUGCCAGAUACAGAAUGUUCUCAGUAAAGCAGAACAUUUCAACAUUGUUCACAGCAUUAUACCAGUAUGCCAUCUUCAUAAUGCCCAUACUUUCCUGUCAGUAUGUGGUGUUAGACAUAACUGAGGUGGUUUGUACUGUGACUUGGAACUUACUCUGGGAUUUUAUUCAAUGAAGUAACACUAACUGUGUUAGAAGUUAAUUCUUAGUUAAGGGUGACUCAGAUUUUGUCUUAUGUGCACCCCUCAUGAAGACUGAUGCAUAACACUAUUCUGCUUUGCAUAGUAUGCACACUUUGCUUCUUUGUUUUAGUUCCUUUCAGAAAGCUGGUAUAAGUCUGUGGUUCUUUCAAAUAUUAUUUAAAAUAUCCUAACCAUGAAUUAGGUGAUGGUAAGUAAAGUUACCAGCAUACAUUUCGUAAUGUAUGAAAAUAUUUAGCAGCACACUGGAUGAUGGUAUAAUUGAUGAAAAUACACCAUUAUAAGUUGUGCGUAAAGUUAUUUAUAUUUUUUUUUAAACAAACAGGAUUCUUUGAGGGCCCUUAGCAGUUUACAUGAUGCCAGAAAAGAGACUUUUACGUUUCCUGUAUGUCAGCCAUUGGAGAUAUGCAUAUAAGUGGAGCUGAUGCUUGCUAUUCCCCUCCCCCGCCACUUCUUGGUGGGGUGCACAAAAUAGACAUGUAUGUUUGUGGUAAUGAGAAAAUGAGUGAUUGUUUUCAAGGUUUUUGUAUGGAAAUGACAAUUGAGAUAGUUAGGGGCAUGGUAAUUACUUCCAGACAGAUUAAUGCUUAUAAAACACCAGUUUACAUGCCACUGUAAGUAGACUGCAAUUGGUUGCAAUCGCCACACAAACAGUUCAGGAAUUCAUAAAAUGCUUUACCUGUACAAUGACGUAUCAGAUAUGUUUGCAGAGUAUGCCUUUUUAUGUUUGUUUCUUUGUAUGUGUGUAGUGGUCAAGAGAUGAGGGGAAGUAAUCAGAGUGACAAAAUCUGCAUCAACAGUGGGUUUUUUAAAAAAAAAUUCUACCUAAUCUUCUGUCAUUUCCAAGUGUCUGUUAAAACAUUAUUAAAAGAAAUUCUCACAGUUUUGAUUUUGAGACAAAUCUUUGUGCUAUAUUCUUGGUAUAUGUGUGGGUUCAAGGAAUGUAACACAAAACUAAGAGUGCUAUGUGUUAAAUCUGUCAUGUACAUGCAAUUCGUUCUCGUCAGUUAUUUGCAAGUUAUAGCAUACCCCUUUUCAGACUUACUGCAUUGAUGUAGGAACUAUACCUAUCACAUUUUGCUCAAAUAGAUUUAUUUGUACUUUGCUUUUCUUAUUUUUAUUAUAGCAUUUUAUAGUGUGAGUGGGAUUGCUGCGAGAGUGGAAUGUCAGCCUGUCAUUCUUAGUACCAUGUUUUAUAUGUUAAGGACUGUAUCAGUAAUUCCAAACACAAAUUAUAAUUUAAGUUGGCAAUGAAAAAUGAUUAUUAUUGGAAUAAAUGUUAUUUUUGCUUCCA
Molecule: messenger RNA, 4182 nt
Organism: Zootermopsis nevadensis
Lineage: Eukaryota; Metazoa; Arthropoda; Insecta; Blattodea; Termopsidae
Biological process (GO): protein histidyl modification to diphthamide
Molecular function (GO): diphthine-ammonia ligase activity
Source: RefSeq, a predicted model, not a curated record